AUGGGACCAAAGCGCAACCCUCGCAAAUCGAGCCAACGCGUUCGUACUCCUCGCAAGACAGCUCCGCCAGCCCCGCAACGCCCCUUCCGAGGAACCAUCAUGCCUCCCUUCAAGGAUGAGCAUAUACUUCUUAUCGCGCCGGGUUCGCAAAUGACCCUGGCGCAGCUUGGUCUCCCCGAAACGUUUACGCCCGCGCAAUCCCGCUUCCCAACUCGCAUGUUCCCUGCCGAGAAAAAGGGAGAGUAUGAACCCUAUCGAGUGAACGAGAAACGCCAACAGGUCAAAAUCAGCAAUGGCACAACCGCCCCUAAGCCCGACGUGGAGAUGAAGGAUGCGGAAGCCGCCACACCAGCUACUGAAGCUGCCGUCAAGCCUGAAGGCGAGACUGGAGCGACUGAGAAUCCUGACGAAUCGACCAAGACCGUCGAGGAGAUCUUUUACGAGGAAGAUGUAGCUUCUGACGAAGGCGCAAUCUACCCAAUCCAAAACGGGCGCAUCGUCGAUUGGCCCUGCUUUUUUGCCCUUCUCACCCACGUUUACAACACCCUGAGUCCACCUUUCCACACCCCAAUUAUGCUCGUUGGACAGCCUGCCUGGUCCGCGCGCGAUCGCGAAGCAAUUGCGCAAUUUAUCUUUGAGAAAUUCAAGGCACCCGCAUUCAGCAUGAUGGACUCGGCCCUCGCAGCUUGUUACGGUUAUGGCACAUCGACGGCCACCGUUAUUGAUGUUGGAAAGGGUAAGGUGGAUGUGACGGCCGUGACCGAUUUUGCAGUCAACGAACAUGGCCGUGGAAUCGCCCUGGAAGGUUGCGGUGGAGACGCUAUGACCGAUCGGCUGGUCGAACUUCUCGGCCACAAGGGCUUCACUCGAGAGAUGUGUGAGCAGCUGAAACGAAGCAACAUUACCGAGAUUCUGCCGCCAGGCACACCACUCCCCGGAGCUGCCGCCACCGCGCGCCAGGGCGCUAACCCUGCCGCGGCGGCUUCAACCGGCGGUCCGGACGCAAAUGAUUCUGCCCCUCGUGGUCCUGGUGACGGAACCCAAACAGGGACCGAUGCAAAUAAUGAGGACGAAGAAGAGGGUGUUCUCGAUGUAGCUGCCAUUGUCAGCGGCAACACCACUGAAUAUUUGGCCAACAUCGAAAAGGAGAAGACCACUAAUAAGAAGGGUGCAACUGACCCUAAGGCAGCUCGUCUACCCAACUCAAAGAAAGAGAAAGCCUCCUUCCAAUUUGAGGGCUUCGCGCCGCUCGAGGGCGAGAAGGCCGCCGCCAGCGGUCCUCGUCAGUACGUCCGCCACACUCGGGACAUUGAGGUCAGCGUUGAACGUUUCCUCCUGACUUCGCCUCGUUCCAACACCGGAGACCGGUUGACCAGUGGAAUUCUCGAAGACAUUGCUACCCAAAUCCACCACACUAUCCUUGCCGUUCCGGACGCCACAAAACGCAGCGAGCUCUGGGACUCCUUAAUCAUUGUCGGAUGCGGAAGCAAAGUCAAAGGUUUCACCCAAGCUUUACUUGGCGUCAUCACUCAAAAGUUCAUCCUAUCUCCUUCUGGCACCAUCUUCACGUCGGAGAUCCCAUCAACCUUCACCACCCCUCUCCCAACUGGCGGCACCAACACCCCAGCACCCAUGGGCCAACCCGGGCCCAUGUAUCACCCAGCUGCCCAUGGCGUCAACCCCCUCCUCGUGGCCGCCACUCACAACAACCCCGGCAUGCCUGGCGUGAUGCCCGGCACUCCCUCCAUGGAUCCCAACAUGGCCUCUCACUAUCGCUCUACCGGCCACUCUCAGACUCCAACUUCAACGAAGACUUUGAAACUCCCCGAAUAUUUCCCCGACUUCAAAGACCAGGGCAACAGCAACGCCCCCGGCGCCAGUGCAGGCAAUACCGGAGUGAACCCGGGCGCUUCUCAGAGCGGUCAUGGGUCAGAAGAGGCCAUUUUCCUUGGUGCUCAGAUGGCCGCCAAGGUCUUCUUCGUCGUUGACCAGGGUCUCAGCAAGGGAUACAUGAGCCGGGCUGAUUACAACGAGGGUGGACCGUCUGCCAUCCACGAAUACAUUUUGUGA
Penicillium olsonii is the source of this 2070-nucleotide messenger RNA. NCBI's taxonomy places the organism in Eukaryota, Fungi, Ascomycota, Eurotiomycetes, Eurotiales, Aspergillaceae. The record is from the annotation of a GenBank genome assembly.